AUGGGAGUAUUUGACGUGUUAACAGAUUAUUUUCCCUGGGCUAUAUCCACAGCACUUAUGGCAGUGCUCUUUGGAAUUUGGUGGCAAAGAAAACGAAGCCAAAAUCCCACAAGCCAGUCUAAAGUGAAGGAGGCAAGCAUCGCUCUUAGUACGGAAAAUCAGGUAGAUGGAGAAAAUAUAUCAAGUGAUCCACUUCAAACUCGAGGUCGUCUUGCCGAAAUUAUGCUUCAAAGCUCAAUCGAGAUUACCUGUGGAUCUCCAUCCAUUUUCGAUCUUCCAAUAAAACUCGAAGUUCACAAAGACGAAAGGGCAAUUUGCAGACAUACUAUCGGUGGUGAACACAAAAACGAGAAAAUUAUUCUUCUAGUUGGACCGCCAGGCGCUGGAAAGACAACUCUCAUCAACGCCAUAAUAAAUUACAUCCUGGGCGUAAAAUGGAAAGAUACCUUCCGAUUCAAACUUGUCGUGGAUGAUAAGAUGUCUUCACAGAGUCACAGUCAAGAGAAGGCCAUCAAUAUCUACACAAUCUAUCCGAUGGAAGGCUCGAAGCUUACCUACACUUUGACCAUAGUUGAUACUCCUGGUUAUGGAGAUUCCAGAGGACUACAGAUGGACAGAACCGUUGCUGAUCAGAUGAGAGAAUUCCUUUCUGCUGCUCCUCCAAUAGGUGUUGAUCAUCUCGAUGGUAUUGGUUUUGUCACACAGGCUUCCUUACCUCACCCCACCAUAGAGCAGGAAUACAUCUUCGACUCCAUAAUGUCUAUGUUUGGAAAAGAUAUGUCCAAAAACAUCUUUAUGCUCCUUACGUUUGCAGAAAGUCGGAAACACACUCUGCACGACGUUUUUAACAAAACAGGUGUCCCUAAUGAUAAGAUCUUCAUACUCAACAACGAGGCACUAUAUGCAGAAAAUACUGAAGACGCUGAUGACAUGUUCAAUGCUGUGUUCUGGAAAAUGAGUUUCCGUUCCCUUAAUAGCUUUUUCCAACAGCUUGAAAAUUCAGAAAGUGUCAGUCUCCAACUUACCAGAGAAGUGUGGAAAGAACGCGAUCAGCUACAAAUCCUCAUUGAACAGCUUCACACAGAGAUUGCAACACGUCGGAGUAAGACUGACCAGCUGAGACACAAGGAGAGUGCAUUAGCGAAACAUAAAACAGGCGAUGGAAACGAAACUUUAGAAAAUCUCGAAAAGAAAGAUGAUGUUUCACUGCAGUUCCUUGAAGAUGGGCUAGUGGGCACCAUGAAAAACCAAAUCCAAGAUCGUCUUCGUCACCUGGAUGAAGUUGCUUUAAAACCCGACCCAUUGACACAAGUAGAGUACCUUGAGCGACUUAUCGAAUCAGAGAAACAAGAUGCCAGACCUGGAUGUCAACAACGACUUCACUUGUACGAGGAAGCCAAAACUCAAGUUGAAAUUUACAGCAGUAGGAAGAUAAUAGAUAUGCCGAAGGAGGCUGUUCCAGUUGGCCCACCUCGCUUAGCCGAAACCAUACUCCAAAAAUCGGAGAAGAUAUCAGAUGGUCCCCCGCCAGUCUACUUGCUUGCAACAGAAAUAAAAUUGAAUCAGGACAAAGGAAGGAUUGCCAAAAAGUGCAUAGGCAGCCCCAGUGAUGUCUGUGAUCGAGGUAAGGAAAAAGUCCUUAUGGUUGUUGGCGCAACAGGAGCUGGAAAGACAACCCUUAUCAACGGGAUGGUCAACUACAUCCUGGGCGUGAAAUGGGCUGAUAAGUUCCGUUACAAACUCGUCGUAGAAGACAGCAAAGUAUCACAAGCUUUCAGUCAGACCAGGGAUAUCACGGCUUACACAAUUUACCCAAUGAAGGGCUCUGCUGUUCCAUACGCUUUUACCAUCAUCGAUACACCAGGCUUUGGAGACACGGGAGGACUGGAAAGAGACAAAGAAAUCACCAAUCAGAUCAAAGAAUUUUUUUCAAUUCCUCCUCCAGAUGGGAUCGAUCAUCUUGAUUGCAUUGGUUUUGUCACGCAAGCCUCUUUGGCCCGUCUUACCCCAACACAAGAGUACAUCUUCGACUCCAUCUUAUCUGUAUUUGGAAAAGAUGUCGUUAAAAGCAUCUUCAUGCUGGUCACGUUUGCAGACGGCCAACAGCCCCCAGUAAUGGAAGCCAUAAACAACGCCAAAAUCCCAGCGCAGAAGUUUUACAAAUUCAACAACUCAGCCUUGUACGCAAAUAACUCCGAAGAGGUCGAAGAAGAAUUCGAUGCAAUGUUUUGGAGGAUGGGUGCUCGUUCCUUUGAGAAAUUCUUCUUAGAGUUUGAGAAGACGGAUAGCGUUAGCCUUCAGCUGACUCAAGAGGUGCUAAAGGAACGCCAUCAGCUUCAAAUCAUAAUUGAAGGCUUGAGCCCGCAAAUCAAAGAGGGUCUAAACAAAAUUGAGGAAAUGCGGCAAGAAGAGGCUAUCUUAAAAAAACACGAGGCGGACAUAGAAACAAACAAGUCGUUCACGUAUCCAGUCGAAAUUACUGUUCCAGUCGAGAUUAGACUUGAAGGGACUGGUAGGCAUACCACCACAUGUCUCCGAUGCAAUUUUACUUGUCAUAAAAACUGUCAAACUGCGAAUGACGACAAAAAGUUUAAUUGCUGGGCUAUGGACGACGAUGGAAACUGCAGGAUCUGUACUCAACAUUGCAAAUGGUCGGAGCACCGGAAUCUUCCUUACGUGAUCGAAUACAGGAAAAAGAAAGAAAUGAGAACAUCAGAUGACCUCAAAAAAAAAUACGAAACAGCCUUGUCAGGGAAGAACCAUGUAAAGGGCAUGAUUGGCAAACUAGAAGAGUACCUCACGUCGGUGCAUACCAAAGUCCUUAAAAUGAUAGUCAGAGCUCAGCAAAGCCUACGACGCCUGGACGAAAUUGCCCUCAAGCCCAACCCACUGACCCAGAUAGAGUAUCUGGAGCUCCUCAUUGAAUCCGAAAAGAAUGAAGCCAAAGAGGGAUGGAAACAACGCGUUCAAUAUUACGAAGAAGCCAAACGUCAAGCUCAAAUAUUAGCCAAAGUUAAAGAUAUUAAAGCAGCCGAAAAGCAGAUCAAAGAGAAAGCUUCCAGUGGAGAUAAAUGUACGAAACAGUCAUUGAGACGAGAACCUCAGAAGAUCUUAAAAAGAAAUACGAAGUAGCUAAGUUAGGGAAGAACGAAGCGGAAGGCAUGA
Molecule: messenger RNA, 3165 nt
Organism: Pocillopora verrucosa
Lineage: Eukaryota; Metazoa; Cnidaria; Anthozoa; Scleractinia; Pocilloporidae
Source: RefSeq, a predicted model, not a curated record